This is a messenger RNA of Umbelopsis ramanniana AG, 1366 nucleotides long. RefSeq lists its product as uncharacterized. The record is from RefSeq and is a predicted model, not a curated record. The coding region runs from base 221 to 1258 and encodes 345 amino acids. The transcript has a single exon. Lineage: Eukaryota; Fungi; Mucoromycota; Umbelopsidomycetes; Umbelopsidales; Umbelopsidaceae.
AGGAUUCAACUUGAAAUAGCAAAUAGCGUGCAUAAUCCUGACUUCGUUACUAGUCGUGGACGAUAUGUCGGAUCAAGGACAUCCAAACAGAAAAGGAUUCACACAUUUUGAGGUUUUAGAAACCACAGCCAUACCAAAGUACGACAACCGAUUUUCCCGCAGUGUUGUACCACGCUUUCAACACGCUCAGUAAUGGCUUUCUCACUUCGCACGACUUUAGAUGGAGAGUCAGCAACUGGAUCGGAAUGGCGAAUCACAUUUGAGCCAUCAGAAAGGGCGACUUAAUAUUACUGUCGGCGACCAGAAAGCAGAUUUGCUAAAUAUGAUGUCGACCAUUGCUCCUUCCAAUCGGAAGAUGGGGCUCUCCUUUUUACCUCGCAUUGCGACCAUUGUUAUAUUUGAAAUUGGUCUGCCAUUGGGUCUAUAUUUUGGGCUUCGCCAACCAACUGGACCACUAAGUCCGGUGUGGGCUUUGUUAGUCGCAGGAUGUCCUCCGCUGCUGGUCGUCAUCUACAGCUUCGUGGUAAAUUUCAAGAUAGACGGAGCUGGACUCCUACUUGUUACAGGAUUCGUUGUCGCCGCCAUAGUUGCCGUAGUGAGCCAAAAUGCGAAGGUCCUGUUACUUGAGAAGUCAAUUGUUACUGGUGCUAUUGGUGUCGUUUUUCUCAUUACACUCAUACCGUUCCGACUCACUUGGAAAGGCAAGCUGUAUCGUAUGCUCCCGUUGACGUAUACGCUGUGUUUACAAUUUCUCCCCGCGGAUUUAACAUACGACGUACAAGAAGUUCAAUGUGCAGACACGUCUUUUGUACAAAUCCAACGAGCGAGUCAACCACAUGAUGAAGAAGAAGAUCGAAUCCAAAUGGCUGAGUUCACUUCUUCAGGCAGCGUUCUACCAGGAAACACCGAAGGACAAAUGAUAGCGGCCCAGCAGCAAAGUCCUCGGAAGAAGUUCAACUUUGGUUUCCAAAGUGUCGAGCUACCACUUUUCAGAUUCAUGUAUUACGAGUUACCUACAUUUCGACUUUUAUGCAUCCUUAUCACCUUAGUUUGGGGUGUCGGCUUUUUGAUUGAGCUGGCUAUCCGGCUUGUUCUGAUAUUCACAAUGUCAGAUUUCGAUCGGAUUUUUCUUUUGAGCAAUAUCAUAUUCAUUGUUGCAUUGGUGAUAUGUGCUGUCAGCACUAGUGCGAUUUCACUCGUAUGCCAUUUUCGAUGCAUUAGAGAAAUGAAGCAGUAUCUGGAUCAAGGACCAAGAUGACUUCUACGAUAUGUACAGCUUUUUACACAGUAUUAUAUUUUACCUAAAUUAAUAAGCUGAUUUGAUAUAUCCACAUAAUAUAAUGUUCCAAAAGUUUGAAAAAAUGCA